Molecule: messenger RNA, 4405 nt
Organism: Octodon degus (degu)
Lineage: Eukaryota; Metazoa; Chordata; Mammalia; Rodentia; Octodontidae
Gene: Fbxo3
Product: F-box protein 3
Exons: 11
Coding region: 68-1312 (414 amino acids)
Molecular function (GO): protein binding
Source: RefSeq, a predicted model, not a curated record
GCAGAGGCGCGGCGGCAGCAGCGGAGGCGGGACUAAGGCGGGGCCAGGUUGCACCGCGCCAGGCAAGAUGGCGGCCAUGGAGGCCGAGUUGGCGCUGUUGACCCUGGAGUCGCUGCCUACAGACCCUUUGCUCCUCAUUUUAUCCUUUCUGGACUACCGGGACCUUAUCAAUUGUUGCUAUGUGAGUCGAAGACUUAACCAGCUGUCAAGUCAUGAUCCACUCUGGAGAAGACACUGCAAAAAAUACUGGCUGAUCUCCGAGGAGGAAAAAACACAGAAGAACCAGUGUUGGAAAUCUCUCUUCAUAGAUACUUAUUCUGAUGUAGGAAGAUACAUUGACCAUUAUGCUGCUAUUAAAAAGGCCUGGGAUGAUCUCAAGAAAUAUUUGGAGCCCAGGUGUCCUCGGAUGGUUUUAUCUCUGAAAGAGGGUGCACGGGAGGAAGACCUAGACGCAGUGGAGGCUCAGAUUGGCUGCAAGCUUCCUGAUGAUUAUCGGUGUUCAUACCGCAUCCACAAUGGACAGAAGUUGGUGGUUCCUGGGUUGUUGGGAAGUAUGGCGCUGUCAAAUCACUAUCGUUCUGAAGAUUUGUUAGACGUCGACACAGCUGCUGGAGGCUUCCAGCAGAGGCAGGGGCUGAAAUACUGCCUCCCUUUGACCUUUUGCAUCCAUACUGGUUUGAGUCAGUACCUAGCUGUGGAAGCAGCAGAGGGCCGAAACAAAAAUGAAGUUUUCUACCAGUGUCCAGACCAAAUGGCUCGGGAUCCAGCUGCUAUUGACAUGUUUAUCAUAGGUGCUACUUUUACUGACUGGUUUACCUCUUAUGUCAGCAAUGUUGUAUCAGGUGGCUUCCCCAUCAUCAGAGACCAAAUUUUCAGGUAUGUUCAUGACCCAGAGUGUGUAGCCACCACUGGGGAUAUUACAGUUUCUGUUUCCACAUCGUUUCUGCCAGAACUCAGCUCUGUGCACCCACCCCACUAUUUCUUCACAUACCGAAUCAGGAUUGAAAUGUCAAAGGAUGCACUUCCUGAGAAGGCUUGUCAGCUGGACAGUCGCUACUGGAGAAUAACAAAUGCUAAAGGAGAUGUAGAAGAAGUUCAGGGACCUGGAGUCGUUGGUGAAUUUCCAAUCAUCAGCCCAGGUCGGGUAUAUGAAUAUACAAGCUGUACCACAUUCUCUACAACAUCAGGAUAUAUGGAAGGAUAUUACACCUUUCAUUUUCUUUAUUUUAAAGACAAGAUCUUUAAUGUUGCCAUUCCUCGAUUCCACAUGGCAUGUCCGACAUUCAGGGUGUCUAUAGCCCGAUUGUUUUGAUAAUUUGUGCCUUUCAAGGAAUUUGUCCAUUUCAUCUAAAUGUUGAUUUAUUGGCGUAAAGUUAUUUACAGUAUUCCCUUGAUAUCCUUUUAAUGGCUACAAGAGCUAUAGUCACAUGUCCUCUUUUUGUUCUUAAUAUUGGUAACAUAUCUUCUUUGUUCAUCACAUGAUUAUUAUCACUUUUGUUGAUCACUUAAAGGAACAACUUGGGAUUUCACUGAUUUUUCUCUGUUGUUUAUUUUCCAUUGCUUUGAUUUCUGUAGUUGUCUUUCUCUUCUACUUACUUUGGUUUUAAUUUGUUUUUCUUCUAGCUUUAUAAGAUAGAUACUAUUAGACUUUUCAUCCCUCUAAGCACUGCUUUAGCUGUAUUUCACAAAUUUUGAUGUGUUUUUGUUAACAUUUAGUUCAAAAUAGUCUCAGACCUCGUUUGUAACUUUGGUCCAUGAUUUUUCCAGAAAUGUAUUAAUUUCCAAAUAUUUCAGAACUUUUCAGUUAUCUUUUGGCUAUUGAUUUCUAAUUUUAUUGUGAUAAAAGAAUUUACUCUGUAUUUUUCAGUACUUUUAUAUGAUUUGUGAUUCAACAUGUGAAGAAUUUACGUAUCUGGAUCAAUGAUCUUUGUGUGUUUACAAAGAAUGUAUAGUCUGCCAUUGGGGGAAUAUUAUUCUAUAAAUACAGAUCAAAGUGAUUGGUUGGUAGACAGUGUUUUUUAAGUCAUCUGUAUAUUUAUGCUUUUUCCAGUCUUUGUUCUGUCUACUACUGAAAAGGUGAUUGUUGAAAUUUCCAAAAUUGUGGCUUUGUUGGAUUUAGUUCCAUCAGAUUUGCCUCAUGUAUUUGGAAGCUUUAUAAUUGUUUAUAAAUAUGUUUAGGAUUUUUUUUGUUGUUGUUGUUUUGUUUUGUUUUUUUGAGGAAGUCGUUCUUUUAUCAUUGCCUCUUCAUCUCUGAUAACAUUCCUUGUCCUAAAGUUUAAAGAAUACUGAGGUUUGUUUAGGCAGGGAGUGGAGCUCCUGUUGGGUCAGGGUGAUGCUUUUGAGGCUUGUUUUUCACACCAGGGUAGAUGGAAAAGAGUUUAGUUAAGGACAGUGGAUCGCAAGCAUUCCAGUCUCAUGGUCCCCUUGGAGGUUUAGAACUUAUUGAGGAAUCCAAAGAAUUCUUGUUUACAUGGGCUGUGUCAGUAUUUACCAUAUUAGAAAUUGAAAUUGAAAAACCCUGUUAUAUGUUCAACCGCCUCUUAAUUAUGUAUUUAUUAGAGUUUAGUUUUCUCCUGACCACAAGUAAACAUUUUCUUGACCUGCCUUAAAAUGCCUUCUGUAAAGGUGAGAAAUCAAUAAACAGAAAAGAGAAUUCUGGACUUCAACAUAAAAAAGGCAAUGGGGGUUGUAUUUGUCAGUUUGUUGCCUGUUUCUUUAUUAGUGUUCUUGAUAUGGAAAUUGAAUCCUUCUGUUUUGUCCUCUACCAGUAUGCUUUCAUACUUCCUUUUUCUUUGUACUUUGCCACUUCAAAAAACACUGUUUGCUUAGUCACAUGCCUUUGCCUGGUCUAGUGGGAUUGUUUAUUGUGCUUGUUUGAUGGCCUUGUUUGAGGCUCUUGCUGCUUACUUAUUUUCAUCCUUGUCCUUUGUUCCUCUUUCCAUCUGCUGUGAAUAUAUGUAAACUGUAUCUCUAUAACCCUGCUGUUAGACAUACUGAUUCCUCCAACAGUUUUCUUCAUUAACAUAAUUAAUAAUCACACAGCUGGACAUCAUUUUUUAACAUUUCCAAAAUCUUUGCCUUCCCACCUUUUGGACCUUUUUACUGAAUCUUAAAGCUUUCAUUCUUUAACUUAAAAAUAUAUAUUUAUGUCCAAAGAUACAAAUAACGAAAUAUGUUAUAAGUUGUACCUCUAUAGUCUGAUUAUUAUUAUGUUAUAAAUGCUAAGUGGCACAGUUUUCUUUCUUUUACAUUAAUUCAUUUGUUCCUUCAACAAAUGUUGAGUGCUAUAUUAAUAAUACAGUCAAACCCUGUCUUAGAAUUUAUGUUCUACUUGAGACAAAAUAUAACAAACAGUAUGUACUCUUGCCAAACAGUAACAAAUAUUAUGGGAAAAAAAAUCAAAGUACAGGAGAAGAAAGUGUCUGUUGGGUUCUGCUGGAAAGAUGUGUUAGAAAAGGCCAUGGUCUGUGUAAAUUAAUGUGCAGAAGACCCGGAGGGAGCAAGGUAGAUAUCCUGAAGGGGAGAGUGUUCAGCGGAAGUAGCAAAGGCAGAGCUUAACAUAGGUGUGUGCUUGGUUUGGAAACAGGAGGCUGGUGUAGCUGUGGUGCAGCAGGUGAGGGGGAGAGCAGUGGAGAUGAGAUUAGAGGCAUGGUGGGGUGCUGGGUCACAUGGUGCCAUGAAAGCCUUGGUGGAAGGGCUUUUGCUGGCAUCCUGCUCCAAGUGUCCCAGUGCUUCUCAGAUUACCAACUAGGUCCAAUAUAGCAAUGCUUCUCAUUUGAGUCUUUAAUUGUGUGGGACAGAAUAUUGGCAAGCAGUUAAAGGAAGGCUGAAUUAGAGGCAGUGCUUAAGCAGAACUAAAGUUUCUAAGAGAUCCUCAGAUAUCUUGUGUUCCGCACUACUACUUCCUCUUCUAAGUUUUCAACAAGUGAAUUUAGAGGUUACCGUUUUCCUACAGUGUGGACUGAUUAGUGAUACUAGUGAAUUGGCUAAAUGACACUGAUUUCUGAGGCUAAGUUAGAAAAAGGCAGUAUGCCUUCAACCUAGCUCUCUCCUCGAAUGUGCCUCUGGUGUUCUGAGCUACCUGCCAUAUAAGAAGCCCAGCUACCAUGAAGCCGCCAUGUUGCAGAAACUAUGUAGAGAUGCUACAUAAAGAAAAAGGCACACAGGAGACCCAGCCGGUUCAGUCUGCAGAUGUGUGGAUCGUCCCAGCCCUGGUACCAGAUGUGAGUGAAGAAACCUCCAAGUGAUGCCAGUCCCAGCCACCUGACAACAAUGUCACGAGAGACCUCCUGCCAGAACUGCCCCAUUAAGACCUUCCCAGAUACCCAACCCACAAGAACCAGGAGAGAUCAUAAGUGACUGUUGUUUGAGCCACUGAAACAAUAAAAAUAUUUUUUUUAAAGUA